AUGCGCAAUUCAUCCAUCACGAAGUCUACAAGUGGCUCAAAUGUCUCUAGCGCUACGUCCAGUAUUUCAGAAAGCGCUUCUGCUAUUUCGCGUUUCAAGGUACAUCUUCGAAAUCUGCAGAAGACUUGGGGGCCUCUUAUGGCUGCCAAGGAAGACUGGGACGACGAAUACAACUUCCCACCUGGCAGAUAUGCGGGUCAGGAGAAGAGAAAGUAA
Molecule: messenger RNA, 216 nt
Organism: Penicillium taxi
Lineage: Eukaryota; Fungi; Ascomycota; Eurotiomycetes; Eurotiales; Aspergillaceae
Exons: 1
Coding region: 1-216 (71 amino acids)
Source: RefSeq, a predicted model, not a curated record